AUGUACCGUGGCGAAAUAAAUGUGUCCGAAGACCAAAUACCUGCGUUGCUGAAGGUGGCUGAGACGCUAAAAAUCCGCGGCCUGACGGACAAAACCGCGAGGCGGCCGGUUCGCAAGAGACACGGCGCGCUUCUCCCGGGUCGCCGCCGGCAGCUCCUGCCGACCUGUCUGGCUUCCCGCGGCGCCUCGCCCGGAGACGCGCCGCCGCCGCCGCCGAUGCCGCCGCUGCCCACCGACGACGCAGACAUCAGGCCCGGCAUCGCGGAAAUGAUUCGGGAGGAGGAGAGGGCGCGGCUCAUUGAGAACUCUCACGCCUGGUUGGGCCCAUCGACGUCGGCUAUUGCGGACAGCUACCAGUACCAACUCCAGUCGAUGUGGCAGAAAUGCUGGAAUACAAACCAAAACCUCGUGCACAACCUGCGAUUUCGGGAACGCGGCCCGCUAAAGUCUUGGCGGCCGGAGACCAUGGCUGAGGCUAUAUUCUCCGUGUUAAAAGAAGGAUUGUCCCUGUCUCAGGCAGCUCGGAAGUACGACAUCCCCUACCCCACGUUCGUAUUGUAUGCGAAUAGGGUCCAUAACAUGCUGGGACCUAGCGCUGACGGCGGGGCUGAUUUAAGACCAAAAGGACGAGGACGUCCGCAGAGGAUUUUGUUGGGCGUUUGGCCCGACGAACACAUCCGUGGCGUCAUUCGGGCGGUAGUGUUCCGAGACACCCACGCGCCCCAUGCCAACCCGCACCACUUGCGUGAAAUAGACAUGCCGGCCUACCCUGCCAUCACGGAUGGCACGGUAACCAGCAACGCGUAUGCCGGCGUUGGAUGCGGCAAUGGACGCGAGGAACGAGUAUCACCAAACGCAGCUGCCGCAGCUGCCGUGGCCGCUGUGGCGCAUGGCUUGCGCCGCCAAAUGUGCAAUAUGGUCGUUGCAGCGCAGCGCCCCCCAGAUCAGCCCCCACACCUGGGGCUUCCGUCGUUGCCUCUUCAGUCACCAAGAUUGCCAUCACCACUGUCCUCCGGACUGGAGUCUCCGGUUUGCUCACCACUGCCUCCAGGGCAGGCGCUUGAGCCAGCCAAACCUGCGGAUCCAUUCCGCCCGUUCAUUUCCCCUCGGCCCGAAAGUCGUUUUGGCGAUGUCGGUGGCGCAGAGCCCCUGGAAAUGGGGCCACCCAAAACCCCAGUUCCAGCACGCAACGGCCAGCCCGUGCCCCCUAUGGAACUGGAGUCGCCAGCUGAAGAUAUGUGAAGCGAGUUAGCGGGAGCGGCGCCGCCCAGUAUUCCAGGGUUGCCGCCACCGCCGCUGCCCGCUUACCGCUUCUUAGUCCCCAACAGCCACAGCACAAUUAGAUAUUUCUGAACGUUAUCCAGCUAGAUUCUUCGGAUUGGUAUCUGGUGUUGUACAACUUUUCCAUGAUUAAAAAAUAAUUUAAACUAUCCGUCAUACAUGUAUGUAUAUAUCCAAGUUAUAAUAUUUUUUUCCAACAUUAAACAUAAUAAACAUGCCUGAAUAAUUUAAACUUAUCUUAACCAUGCUUCUAAACCAUGUAAUUCUUCUCAUGCGGUUUUACUGUCACUAGAGAUGUAAGUUUUUUUUGUAUAAUCAUCAUCUCGUUAGUCGAAUUUUUAUCCAGACACGACACCGCUUACCAUCAGGUGCAGGCCGGGCCUGUAUAAAAAAUGUCAUAAGUAUAAUUUUAAAAAUAUAUGGUUUCAUAUCAUUUCAACUAUUACAUAAUUUCAUUGUUGUUUUUUUCUGCCGAUAUAUUUAUCGACCUUUCCCAUGAAACUAAUUUGAGUUAGGUCAGUCGUUAUUAAGAGUGCGAACUGUCCCCAAGAAAGAUAUACCAGUAAAGAUAGCCGUGGCUCAUGCUCGGGGCCGUGUUGCAUAACCCAGCAUACACCACACUUUUCUUGUCAAUUACUCCGUGGACCUUCGCUAAUUAUAAAAAUAUAAUUUUGGUUACAGAUUAACUUGAAACUUAUUUGUGUGUGAUAAUAACUGAAGGUUCCUCCUUUCUUAUAAUAACCAAAUAGCCCACACAGUAAAUGAAACAGUAUAUGAUUUGUAGAUUAAUGUUAGUCACAUCGAGUAACUACGAAACGUGGCAUGAGUCUGUUUAAAAUUAAGAAAAACAAAUCCGCACCGCCAAGCAGAGCUGUACAGUAUUCUUUAUAUAGAAUUUCUUUUUGAAUCGCACACUAAUCAUUAGAGACCGGAUUAUAUGCAAUUACAUAAAAUAGCACAUUCUACCCAUUUUCCUCGAAUUUUGCAUUAUACAUUGGUGCAUAUUCUCGUUAUAGGAGGCGAUAUGAUUUUACUUUUUUUCGUUAGUAUGACUAUUUCAAUGAGUAAGCUAAUAUGUUUAUUUUUUAAAUAGCCAUAAAAGUAGCUUAUAAGUUAAUUCAGUCCAUGCGUGUGUUAAAUUUCAUUCAAAUUCGUUUCGUGGUUCCAGCGUUUACUUUUACAAACGUCCACAAUCACUAAGGUAAAUUUUUCUGAUAUGUAAUAUUAUUACCAAGAUAAAUUGAAAAAUAUAUUUUAACCUACAAAUUGUAUGCCGAUUUGACGCUAAAAACUGUAAUACUAAAUUUACAUUUAUUAAUGUUGCCUAUUUUGACGUUUUUCAUAAAUUUUUCGGGCUUUUUAAGUUGCAUAUAAUCCGGUCUCUACUAAUGAUCACGCACAGGACUAGCUCGCGAACAGCGGUGCGUGCAUAAUUAGAAAAUAUGAAUCUUUUCUCAUAAUACGGCUUUCUCAUGAGGCUCGAAAAUAUAUUUUUUCUCAUUAAAUAUUUGAUUGACAUUAAAUUAUGAGUUACUUUAAUAUCUUACUCCCAAUCCGAACUACGCCGUAUGCACUUUAUAUCCGCGUUGGCAAAUAGAUAUUAUAUAGAAUAUACUCUAUACGCAUUUGAAACCUAUGUACUCAUAUAUGCAAAUCCAUUCAGUUAUUUCGUAGAGGUGCACUAUACACAAACCGAAGAACAGACAAAACGAUUUGAAAAUCGCUGAUUUGUGAACUCUUCCUUAGUCAUCCUAUUUAUUUUUCAUUACAUUUCUUCAAUGUACCAACAAACCGAAACUGGGUUCUAGUGUAUUAUUAUUGAUAAACAUAUAUAUUGAUAUUUUGAAUUUCGCGAUUUAUUUAUUACGUAUCUACAUACUUCUUUUAUAUCCAAGUACUUAUAAAUUAAUCAUAAUGAGUUGUGACAACAACAGAUACCGUAUAGAAAUAUCAAGCGAUGUAAUGCAUAAAACCCAAAAAAGAAACAAUAUUAUAAUACUAAUAGUGAAAAUGUGUGACUAAAUGUUAUCAGUGUUAUUUAUAUAAAAAUGUAUAAAAAAAAAAUAAAAAAAAGAUUUUGUUUUUGUUUCAAUCACAUAGUUACAUGUCAACCAAUAGCUGAAUAUCUAUUGUCAUAUUUUAACGUAUACGAGAUUUGUGGCGAAUUAUAUUUUAAUCGAUGUUAUUGUAGUAAAUAAAAAUUGGGUUUUAUGCUAAAUACAUCAAACUACUCGAUUCAAUGACGCCUUGAGAUUGUAAGUUGUCAACUACAAUUUAGUAACAACAUAACAAAACAAUUAUCAACCGUCCACAGCGUUCGUUUAAAAAAGCUAGCGGUGAAUAUAGGACAGUAGAACUGCUGCAAUUGUGUACAAUAAAUUGUGUUCCCAUUUAAGUAAUAAUGGGGAUUACGUGUAUUAUUAUAGUUAGCACUAAAUGAAUACAUACAUUGUCGAGAAGAUGGCCUAUAUCGGUUGCUUUCUAAUUUAUACGUUCGGUUUUUAUCAGCGCAUAAAUUCAUUUGAAGCUUACCUACUGUACGUAUGCGGUAUGACACAAAAAUAUUCUGUUUAGCAAAUGUGUGAGUUUACUUUAAUCUUUCCUUGUGGAGUGUUUGUUGUGGCAUUUUCUCUAACUCAUAACGCUGUUGUCGCAAAUAUUGGGUAUGAUUGUUACUAUCUUGUACAUUGCCAACCUGUACUGAAACAUUGCGCUAUAAUGAAACAUUUAAACAAAUUUACUGAUCGACGAUGCUGUUGUAAGGGGCACGGGACGGACCACCACGAUCCCGCGACGUGUUCAAAUAUUAUUUGCUGUAAUUUGUAAGAAUUUCAAUCGGCAUUAUUUUAAUUAUAAUGCGAACGCUCUGUGCAAUAUUGCGCUUGUUAUCUUAUUAUUUUAUUGAGUUUAAUACAAUUUUUAUAAUGCCGUAUUUGUGUGCGAUCGGUUCGCAUUUAAUUUAUUUUCUCGUUAUUAUACCGGGUGAAUAGUCGAAGAGUUUUUACUACAUCUGUAUACUUAUGUAAUUGAAAAUGUUAAUAUUAAUAUUUUGACAUUGAACGUAUUAAUUAUUGAAUUUUAUAAUGUGUAUUAAACAUUCCAUGAAUUAUUUAUUGAAAUAAUGAAAUUUAAAAUAUAAAUUCUUGCGUAUACUUAUUUGAAAUAAACUUUUGUGAGAUUGCUGGGCUGAUUGUAGAACGCAGUACCUCUAAUUUGUAAACCUUAUGCUGAUUAUACAUUGAGAAAAGGGUGCACUGAAUUAGCACAACCCAAUAAUACGAGUACUAUUCUAAGCAUACAUGCACCGUUGUCUUGUUUACCAUUAAAGGAGUCCACCGAUACAUAUAAUAUUUGGGCAUUUAUUGGUUUCCUAGUUAACUCUUAUCACUCGCUAUUCACCCGUAUAUUUUGAUGCAUGUUUCGAUGUUACUGCGUGCAUUAUAACCAAGACGCGCUCUUAUCAUUGUCUAUUCAUAAAGGUAAUAAUAUAUCGAUUAACUUGUAAGCUUAUUUAAUUAACAAUAUACUAUUUAGAUACAUCUGUGAAAGUAGAUAUCAAAAUUUAAAAAAAACAUUCGGCCCUAUUCAAAAGACUGUUCCGUAUACCUAUAAUCAUAAAUACAGCAAACAAAUAUAUAUGUAUUGUGUGUGUUAAGUGAAAAAUAUAAAUUAGCCUUAGAUGUGUAUACUUAUCUUAAAGUGUAACUCCUUUCCUUUGUCAGAUCGAUGUCAAUUUCUCUAAUAGCUGUUAUGAUAAAUGUUGCUUGCUCUAAGGGGGCGAAAAUGAAAAUGAUCCUGUAUCAUCGUCGCAAGCUGCUCGGUUGUCUUCACCUGUCACAAUAGUAUAAUUAACCUGUAUGCCGUUUUGGACAAAGUAAUUUUAUAAAUGUCAUUGCUAAUAAUGCAAAGCCGUUGGGAUUUGAAAUUUUCUAGUCAAUUCUAUAGCUAAAAUAAUUAUUAUUUUACAUUGAAAUUGGUAUGGAUAAUUAAAUUAUAGUUAUGUAUACUUAGUUAUAUAUAUAAAUCUAUAUCGAAAAAAAUAACAGACAUAAAUACCCGACCAAGGUUUACGUGAAUGUUUAUUUAAUACUGUCAAUGAUAUUAAUAAUAAAUUUAAAGUCCAAUUUAAAUUUGCCUUUUUAGGAAAUUUUCACAACUAAAGUGAAAAAGUCAAUACAGUUCAAAUUUUAUCAAUCGAUCUCGGGCUUUAUGAGGAUGUAAAUAAGCAAGAUUACAGGGAUAGGUAAAUUCAUUUCGAAAUACCUUCAAACCAUAUUUGUUUGAUUCAUUUCUGUUCGCGGCUUCGCCCGCGUGUCUUUCCGACUAUAACUAUAGACCCUAAAACACCAUCGCUAUCCAUAGCAUCACCUAAACGGCGCCCGCGCCUCCUAUUGAAAAAAUUAGAAAAAUAAUUAUUUCCUAUGGAGUGAAUUAUUGUGAUAAAGAGUAAUUCGUUCACGAGUAGCUGCGUUUACUUUUAAGAAAUAUCCAAACAUUUUCCCAAAAAUUUGCAUUUAUAAUAUUCCUUAUAAAAAGUAAGAUAAGAUUGCAUCACAAUCAAACAAAUUAUUUAGUUUCCCAUCUCUUUGCUAACCUAGUAAUUGGUUCAUAGGUUUAAUAGCCAAAGUUAGAAUGUUGAAAUAAAUGUUUUUAUAUUUAGACUUUAGGCUGUCUGUAUUCCAAAUUUAAUUCAGAUCGGACCAGCCGUUUGUGAGAAACCGAUAAUAUAGAAAUAUACAAGUUUCAUGAUUUUAAAUAAGAAAACUUACCUGAUAUAAAUUUGUUGUUAGUUAUUUCCCUCAGUGGCAAAACAUUAAUAUUUUAAUGCCGCAUCAGUAUUAUGUGGGAUACGUUUUAAUAUAUUUGUCAGAGCACAGUGUGUAAUGUGACACGGUACUGAAUUGAUAUGACACGGUUGAGGUGUGAGUCCGUUUUCAUUCUCACCCCGCUGGAGCCCUCAAUCCCCAGCUCGUAUAGUUCACUGUUCGUGCAGCGAUUCACAUGAACGUAGGCUUAGUGAGCGCCAAAUGUAAUAUAGAUGUAUCAUUAGCCAGUAGCGAUUGUUCCAAAUGUUAGGCUAUAUUAGAUAACUGUGGAGCUGGCGAAUUCUCUACAUUAACUUUGACACCAUUAUCAGUUCCACUAUCAGCUAAGUGAUGAUGUACGAUCCGUUUAUUAAUACUACUUUUGAAAAACUAAAACACCAGUUACUGGUAACGUAUUGUAGUAACAAAUGACGAGAUGAUAAAGUUAAACAUUUAAAAUAUCUUUUAAGACUUCAUCGUCCACGCAUAAAUCAAUUGAGAUGCGUCAGCUCCGCGCUAGUAUUAGUAGCACUAAAAUUGUCGCAACUGAAUGUUCAGCAUUCAGGCGUCUGCUAUAUUACCUAUGCAUACUUAGUGUUUACAUUUCAAUUUACUUAGAUUAGCUAUACGACUAUUAGUAGCAACGACACGACGGUAAGUUUGUUGUACUGCCUGGCGCGUCACACAAUACUUCGCCGCUGUGUGUCAUUUAAAUCUUUUAAGAUAUGUAUGUACAAAUUUGUUUUAUUGGUGACUUCCCCGGACGCAUAGUUGUUUUGUUUUAUAGUUUCGGUGGCAAAUUAAAACUGUUACCUUCUCGCCGCAAGGGUAUACCAUUUAGAUAUUGUUGGCAUAUGUUCGUUGGCGUUCUUAAAUUAUGGAAAUGUCGCGUUGUAGGGGAGGGAGUGGGCGCAGCGGCGCGCUCUCGGCCGCGGCGGCGGGCCCGUCCGCGGCCGACGCGCCGCUCUCGCUGACGCCCGGGCAAGUCUCGUCGCAAAAACAUGUACAACCAUGUUUUAUAAUAAGUCUCCAAGUGGCCUUGAUACUUCACUAUUAUUUGGUAUUUGGAUUAUCUGAUUCGGUUAAAGUUUGGAACUAGUGUAUAAAAAAGACCAAAAUUAUAAAUCAAAAUUAAAUGCAUUUGCAAUUCAGAUCUAGUGAUGAAACUAUUUGGCUAUCUUUUUUGGAAAUAAAAUUUUAAAACUAGAUGACUAAAAAUUUAAAGUUAUAUAAUGGCCUAUACGUUUCGGAUGAAUUGCGUAAAUUUUGGUAAAUGUUAAUACGCAUAUUUUCUAUUGUAUAAGUCUAGGCUAAUGUGUUCAAAAAGUAAAAUAAAAAUUUAAAAUUUUUGAAAAAGUAGAAAGUGCCUUCCAAAUUUUUGACCACAGUAAGUGUUGGGAUGGGUGCGGCGAUGAUCGGCUGGAUGCGUCCAACGACAGCGGAAGUCAGCAUGCAAGCGGUGGCGGGCCUCCGGGCCGAGUGAUGAAUAGCAACGACUAACUGCACAAACACAGGACACGCCGUGCUGCGUCGCGGUCCGCUGCCGUUGGGACGCACUGAACGUGCUUAACUAUUAAAAGUUAGAAUAAUAAAAAUUCAAAAUUAUUAUAUAAAAAUCAAAUACAUAUGACUAUUAUAUAGAUGAAAAUAUACAUAAUAUUAUAUAUUCGGCCGAUGUGGUAAUACCCUGACAGGCAAGCGUUAGCUGACUAUUCGGCGUCAAAAUUUAUUCUAUAUAUUUCUUGAUACGACAAAAUUUGUUUAGUGAAACAAUGCAGACAUAGUAAGUGCCAUUAGUUUGAACUGAAUAAUUUACGGUUCGUCAUAUAUGUGUAUUACAUAUUUUGUUAUAAUAUCACAAUGUGGAAUCUAUAGUUAUAACGAUUAAUCAUUAAUUUAUUGUACUGGAAACAUAUUGCACAUUUCGGAUUAAAUGUCUAAGUAGGUACCUACCAAAAGCUAACAUGUCGGUAGGUACGUUGUUUUCGAAGUAUUAAGAAAAGGAAACCUUUAUUAUGUUUGUAGUAUUACUGUCACCUACAGAGGCGGUUUUGGUUUGUAAUUUAUGUUAUGAUAUAAUUAAUUAAUUAAUUUAUAACAAUUAUUAUAAUGCUUUAAUGAAAAUCGUGUAAUGUGUACCGGCGAUUCACACGAUGUGUUAUAUCCUGCAUGACAAAUUGUUCUCAUAAUUAAUUUUCUCUCCUUAAUGUAUGUGAUAAAUGUAAUGUUUUAAUAUAAUAUAUUUUAAAUGUUCGUAAUGCGAUAAUAUACUUUCUAAUAUUUGUAACUAUUUAUAUCGUUUAAUUUUAAAUGCGUAUGCCGAGUUGGGCUCAAAUAAAUCGAUACCUACCAGUGUAGCCUGACCGCUAUUACCAAAAACAAAAUAUUUUACUAUAUAUGUAUUAAAAUAAAUUCAUAUGAAACUAAUGACUGUUUAGUUAAGUAGUUAACUCGGUAGGUAUCAAUUCGAUAGUUAAGUAUUACCAUUUGCUUUCGGCUAUGAAAAAGAUCUAUAGAAACAUUAGCUGGUGUUUUUUUUUUACAUUCUGUUCAAUGGGCGACCCCUAGUGAUCUGGUUCUGAUACAUUACUAUACAAAUCAAUCCAAACAAUAGUUUACAACUUAUAACAUUAAUUCAACUUUUGUAAGUUAUAUUUAAGUGUAAGCAGUUUCCAUUCAUGAAAAUAACCCAAUCAUUAAUCAAAAUAAUAUCGAUACACAUAUAUUAGUUUAUAAUGAUAAUAGUUUUGUAGUAGGGGUCGCACAAUCAAACCAAGGCAAUUAAAUAUUAAGUAGCAUACAAAAAAUAGUGAUUACACUUUUUAAUUUUAUCGUAUUUGUAUUAUAUAAAUGUUAGUUCACGAUAAAGUUACAAUUAUUGUUUUAGAAGCACAUUAUCUCGCGCGCCUAUUGUAGUUAAUGUAGUCUUUCAAUAUCAGGCCCUUUUAGGACGUACAACCUCUAGAUCCACGAUUACCGGACAUUUCGUGAUCUCUAUAUUAACACAGAUAUUCGACAGUCUAAGAAUGGAAACGAAUGAAGUGAAAUUACAUGAUAUUGUCACUGUUUAUAUAUUGAAGUUUCUGUCCUAAAUGGGUGUGAUGUGUAUGGACUAAGCCCGCUGUUUACAUAAAGCAUGGCCGAAGCGCGCGAGACCUGCCUCUUUAUUGAUUUAUAUUGUUGUUAAGAUUUUUUUAGCCCCCGAUUUGCGUUUCUACUAAUUAUUUUCUGAUACUCAAAAUUAGUCAUUACAGUUUUAAUUUGUUCUAUCUUUCAGUUUUUACAUUGUUGGAGUAAGGCAACCACUCGCUGUGCCAAAAAAACAACUGUUUUUUUUUACUUUGCACGUCAUGGGUCUAAGAGCGGUUUAGACACAAAUAUAAUGUGGUUACUAGCUUCAACAAAUGUUUCCAGUGUUGUAGCGAAAUACAAGCCAGUGUUAUGUUAAGUACAAUUGGUGUAAUUUGAUCCGUUUAAAGAAAAUGUUAGUUUAUCAUAGUCUGCAGUAAUCAUAUAACAUUAAAUGUUCGUUGUCUAAAUAAAAUUAUUACAUGUAGUACCUAUCUGUCUCAAGUAAAUAUUAUCUACCUAUUUAAGUUUGUUAUUGUCACAUUGUCGGAAUGAAAUAUAUUAAUAUACAAAUAGUGUAAAAA
This is a messenger RNA of Manduca sexta (tobacco hornworm), 9739 nucleotides long. RefSeq names its product protein bric-a-brac 1. The transcript is spliced from 6 exons. Gene Ontology annotation, biological process: regulation of transcription by RNA polymerase II. Gene Ontology annotation, cellular component: nucleus. Gene Ontology annotation, molecular function: DNA binding. Bases 1 to 1242 code for a protein of 413 amino acids. NCBI's taxonomy places the organism in Eukaryota, Metazoa, Arthropoda, Insecta, Lepidoptera, Sphingidae. The record is from RefSeq and is a predicted model, not a curated record.